UUUUUGGUAAUACAACUCUGAUGCCUAAAGUCUGAGUCAACGCCCUAACCCAAAAUUUUUACUCUCCCUCGCAAACUCUCUCUGAAACUUCAACUCCCUCUCAAACUCUAGCCCCAAUUCUUCUAACUCCCUCUCAAUUUUUUCACUCCCUCUGAACUGUACCCUAAAAAUUCAUCUCCUGAACAAAACUCUCCUUCAGUCCCUAUGAAACUCUCUCUUUCUUCUCUCUCCUCCAUCACUGCCCCAUUCUUGCUAAAACCCUCAAAUGCUCAACUAUUAUGAUUCACAGUGAGAAUCUUUCUUCCAUUUGACGAUUCUCAAGCUAGCUCACACAAUUUCUUAAGCCCAGACACUCAGACGGAAGUUUAAGUCGGCAAUUGUGUGAUUUCAUCUAUCAGUUCGAAGCAUUUCCCUUUCCCCCAAAAGGUUUUCAAAGAGGGAUCAGAUCUGUUUCUGCAACUGCUGACCUUCUGACUACUGGGAAAGAAUGCAAAAUGGCUUUCGGCGAAAAGGCAAACAUUGUUGCAAGUGGCACAAUAGUUGAGAUUAAUGUGCCAAACCAGCUGGUUCAUAAUGUUCCUUUGGGAGAGGGGAGCAUAAGAGUAGCUGUGAAUUGUGCACUAAAGGGAGAUUCUCCACUACCAAUCCCUGUGAAAGGAGUGUUCGAAACGGUUGGAGAUGCCCUUGGGUCGCAAGUAGCUUGGCCUCAAGAUCUUAUUGUCUUUGAUGAUAAAGUGAAGAAGGAGGAAACUACAAAGGAAAAAUUAGCAAAGACUUUAUUCAAGUCUAUAUCACCAACAAUGCCAAAGUCUUGCAACGUUUUAUAUGCAUACGCACAUCAAGUGAUGUCCAAAGGUCAGACUAUCUCCACAAAUACUGAUGAGGACAUAUUUGGGGUGAAAAAGAUUGUAUACAUCUUUCAAGAACAAGUUAUCGUGUUCGCUGAAAUGAGAGAAAUAGGACAAGCUAUAAUAAUUGCUCAUAUUAGCUAUUUAUUUCGCUUGGUAAAAAGCCAACAAAGGGAUCAAGUGAUUGGAUUUAUGGACCCAGCACGUACCGCACAUGAUCCAAGAUAUGGGAAUUUGUGGGGACAUUGGAUCCUAACAAUAAUUGAUGAGGACAAAGAUAAUGUGUAUGUCAUGGAUCCUCUUGGGGCUCGUCACCCUCAAGAUGCAUGGAAAGCUGUUCUAAAUAAUGGGAUCAAAGCUUUCAAUGCGCAAAUUAAGAGACGAACUUGUAAAUUACCGACAUGGAUUAUGUUUUCGGGUGCUCCUAAACAAAGCGAUGGCAAGUCAUGUGGGUAUUUUGUGAUGAGAUACAUGAAAGACAUUUUAUAGAGCUAGAAGGAAGGACACGUACACCCAAAUGGAAUUGGAUGAGGUGCAAGAAGAAUUGGCAACUCAUGUCCUAGAAUGGCUUUUUGAUUGAGCUAAACAUUCCUUCAUUUUACUUGUCUUUCUCGAUAGUAUUUUGCUUAUGCAUAGAAAAGUAUGGAUAAUUUGUGGUGUAGGGCUAGUAAAAUUGUGAUUUGGAUGUGACAAGUAUGGAACAUUCAAGUAUUUUGCUUAUAUAUAUAUAGACAAUUAUGGAUAUAUUUAAAUUACUGUUUAUAUAAUGUUU
This is a messenger RNA of Prunus persica (peach), 1620 nucleotides long. RefSeq lists its product as uncharacterized. The record is from RefSeq and is a predicted model, not a curated record. Lineage: Eukaryota; Viridiplantae; Streptophyta; Magnoliopsida; Rosales; Rosaceae. Gene Ontology annotation, biological process: proteolysis. The coding region runs from base 495 to 1337 and encodes 280 amino acids. Gene Ontology annotation, molecular function: cysteine-type peptidase activity. The transcript is spliced from 9 exons.